CUUUACAUUCCACUGAAAUAGUCUAAAAGGAAUGGACAAAUAGACUUGCCUAAAAGGAAUGGAAAAAUAGGACCGUCUAAAUUAAAAGGAAUGGACAUUGUGUUUGUCUACUUUAAAUAGUAAAUUGAAAAAGCCUUGUUUUUACGAUGGUGGAAACUUCGACCUAUCUGUUGGAUACUAAAAGUAUUAUAUCUGAAACGUACAAUAAAAACAUAGCAACAGUUAAUAUGAGGUAUGAUUCAAAUUCUGACUUUGAUAAUGUUAUUAACGAUUCUUUAUCAAAUAUCUCCAUCGAAGAAUCUUUAUUUAUCGCACUUGGACCGAGGAGGCAAUCUUUACUAAAGGUGAUACCAAUUACCGUUGUGUACUGUAUAAUAUUCAUUACCGGAAUAGUUGGUAACAUAUGUACUUGUUUGGUAGUAGCAAGAAACAAGUACAUGCAGACAGCCACUAACUAUUACUUAUUCAACCUUGCCAUAGCUGAUUUAUUGAUGCUAGUUCUAGGCCUUCCACAGGAAGUAUAUUCCUUCUGGAGCAGCUACCCAUGGAUUUUCGGUGAAAGCUUUUGUGUUAUCCGCACAAUGGCAGCGGAGACGUCAACAUAUGCGUCUAUCCUGACGAUCACUGCUUUCACGAUUGAAAGAUAUGUCGCUAUCUGUCAUCCUCUUAAAUGUCAGACGUUGUCAAGUCUUUCCCGCGCAGUCAAAGUCAUCGUACUUCUUUGGAUCGUCAGUGCCAUCCUCUCCAUUCCUAUUGUCAUCUUGUUUGGGAUCGUUUACAAACACGAUAGAAAUGAUCAAAUCAUUCUAGACUCUGCCACCUGUAACAUUAAAGAGGAGUACGAUCAUGUCUAUAAACAUGCAUUUGAAGUGGCCACAUUUUUGUUCUUUUUGGCACCCAUGACCGUUAUCACUGUGUUGUACGUGUUAAUAGGGCUUGCUAUAAGACGGUCCAGUUUGUCCCGAGCGGGGUCUGACUCGUCAACCGGAAGUGGGCCGAAUGGUACGGAGUUACGUGCGGUGCACCAGUCUAGAGCGAGACGAUCUGUUCUCAAGAUGUUAGAAGAUUCAUGUCCUGGCUCGUGUGGUUUUAUCCGAGUCCACGGAAAUAACGGUGGCCCCGCCGUAUCAAGAUCUUUGCCCCUCACUGUUGCGGUGGUCGUCGCCUUCUUUGUAUGCUGGGCACCCUUCCACGCGCAGAGAUUAAUGGUCAUAUACGUACGUAAUUGGACACCACGGCUAAUGGAAGUCCAAGGGGUGCUUUAUUACAUCUCAGGCGUACUAUACUAUGUGAGCUCAACAAUCAACCCCAUCCUUUAUAACAUUAUGUCGCUCAAAUUUCGACAAGCAUUCAUUUGUACAAUCCUUAAACCAUGUCGACGUCGGAGAAAGCGUCCCCAGUUCGUGACGUAUAGAUUUAACAAGAGUCACACCGAUACAAAUGUGACAAUGGUUGUUGGGUAUUCCCCCGAUAAUAACAAUAGGAAUCGUCCCCAGGGCGGUAGUAGCCAGGAACCUGGUGCUACACGAAGCCAUAGCCGAUCAAAUAGCGAGAUCAGCGGCACGUCGUUGCGCAUGAUUGAUAAUGAAAACCAAGAUCCACUUGGGGGUAUUGAACUGGAACAGCUUCUAGAUGAAAUGAAACAGACCGUAUCGGGGACGUAUCACUGUCUUACAGACCCUAAUAUUGUACCUAAUGGAAGUAUACAUUCACAAACCAAUAUAUGUAACUAGGAGGCACUAAAUGGGUUUAUAUUGCGCCAAGGGCCAAGGGUUACUGAACGACUUCUGUCAGCUCGGUAGAGUAAGCCAUAGAGUACUCGAUUUGCUAUCCACUUGAUUCAUUGAAUGAUACGUCGCCCCAAGCUGUAGGAUUAACAGGGACUUUCGUUAAGGAUGAUAUAAUAGCCAAAUUUACUAUCUCCGUAAAACAAGCCAAAUCCUCUAUUUGUUUUCAGAUAAGCGUAAUUCCCGAAUUACCAUUUGAAAAAGAUUAAUCAAUCUAGGAGAGUGGAAAUACAAUAAAGCAGAUCUGAUUGGUGCCAAACCACUGCAUCAGAUAGCAUUGACCUGAAAAUAGAUCAGCGUAUUCCAGAUGUGAGGAAGGCGUAGCACUAUUUUGAAUAACGUGAUCGUGAAACGUGUAAAUUUAUAAUAUCCUGUUUUGAAAUAUUUUCCUCUUCGAGUCAUUUACUUGACCGAUUGACAAUAAUUGUAUGAGGAAAAAGGUGUAAUUAGGUUCUUACAUAAAGAAAGAAGAGGAACAGCAAUCUCCGUAUUCCAUUAUUCAUAAUGUAACACGUACACGUGUAAUUGAACAUCGUCAUUCUGGUUUAUCAGAGUACCUCUUUAUCUAAAGCGUGAGAGACUUUGAUUUAUCAUAAGCAAGACAAAAAUGUUCCUGGUCACAUAAACAGGAGGACAAAAUUAUUGUCUUGGAAUAUAUUGUCCAUUUUCCCUUUAUGUAAACUAUUUCAUUACAAAUACAAAGAAACUCUCACUUUCUCUUAUUUUUAUAUUGAAAAAUA
Messenger RNA from Owenia fusiformis, 2527 nucleotides. Lineage: Eukaryota; Metazoa; Annelida; Polychaeta; Sabellida; Oweniidae. The record is from the annotation of a GenBank genome assembly.